AUGGCAGCGCUGACCCACCGCUCCACGGACUGCCUCGGCGGCCGGCUCCACCGCGACGCCAUUCAAAGGUGCCCGUCCCGCGGCAUCGGUGCCGCGCGUGCCACCGCCACGUCCGACAACAAGCACGCGCGGCCGCCGCCGGCCCAGGGGAGGCGGCGUGGGCGGAAGCCUCGCCACGCCGCCGCGACGGUGCAGCAGCCGCAGAAGCUCACCAUGGAGGGCGUCGUGAUCCUGAAGCGCGGCGAGCAGGCCGUGCUCAAGUCGGAGAAUCCAGCCGUGGCGACUCCCGUUGCGCGGACACAGAACACCGAGACCGUGGCAGCUAGUACAUGCCAACACGGUGCGCAGGCGCUGUCCGAGUCUGCAUCGGCUGCGGAUCAGUGUGGAGAGCCGUCAGAGAAGGCGGAGACCGAUGGCCGGUGCCAUGCGCCGGCGACGAAGAUUGAGGCUGAAACCGUGAAGGCCGAGAAGGGGUCGCCGACAAAGACAGAGACCGAAGCUGCGGCGGCCGCGGACCGGUACAGUGUGCAGGCGAGAAAGACUGAGGCUGCGGCGGCCGCGGACCUGUGCAAUGCGCCGGUGAAGAAGGCCGAGGUUGUGGCGGCCGCGAAGCGAAUCAGCCCCAAGGCAAGGAAAGCAGGUUUUCGCGCGCGGACCGUCUAUGCGGGGGCAUCAUACGUGAUUUCGCCGGAUCCCGGCGAGCUGCCAAUUCCCCUCGCCUUUCUCAGGCCCCGCGCGUGGCACAUGACUGCAUGCGCGUAA
Lolium perenne is the source of this 762-nucleotide messenger RNA. Lineage: Eukaryota; Viridiplantae; Streptophyta; Magnoliopsida; Poales; Poaceae. The record is from RefSeq and is a predicted model, not a curated record.